AUGUUGUGGUUGUGGCGCUCGUCGUCAUUAACGCGCUUACUAUAUCUCGCUGCGUUCUUGACUGUUUGUUCGAUUGCUUUUUACACGUUUAGUCUCUCGUCGCUGUAUACCGGUCGCAGCAAUGUUCCGUUGAAAUAUGGCGUUGGUGUACCGGUUAGCAACGACAACAAGGGUUCUUGGCAUCCUAUCGACGACUUGGUCGCAAAUGCCAAUGCAGAAUGGAGCGCUCUGUUGAAGAAAGAAACAAAAACCGCAAAGGUGGCGGCCAAAGAAUACCGUCGUCGUCGGGGUCGACAUCCCCCACCUGGGUUUGCUGAGUGGUUCGAAUUUGCCCAGUCCAAGGACGCGGUGGUAGUUGAGGACUUCUUCGAUCAGAUCUACCAUGAUCUCAGUCCAUUUUGGGGUCUUGAGCCGAAGGAACUCCGACGGCAGGCUAGGAGCUUCGAACCGCGCAUUAGGGUUCGCAAUCGUACCGCGGAUGCUGUUGUAGGGGGUGGUUCGAUCUGGUUGGAUGCGUGGCUUGAUCUUGUCCGUUCUGUCGAGGGGUAUCUGCCGGAUCUUGAUAUGCCGUUUAACUCCAUGGAUGAAUCGAGGAUUGUCGCUCCGUGGGAGACGAUAAGCGAAUAUGUUGAAAAGGAACGGUCCAGUCGACAUAAAAUGAUGGAUUCGAAUCCCAAACGACUUCGAACACAAUACAUUGCCUUGUCUGAUGAGGAACAGUUCGAGCCGUUCAUGCCUAGGUAUUAUGGCCCAGCUGAUGGUCCUUUCUGGGAUAUGGCUCGUGUCGGAUGUCCACCAGAAAGUCCAGCACGCAAUGGUAGCCGGAUUACAGAUACAAACCUGGCUUUGUCAAUGGGAAUGGACAAUUUCAUGCAGCAAUCAGAGAAUGGAUAUGUAGGAAACUGGACCCAGGCCAAGGACGUUUGUUUCCGGCCUGAACUGCAGGCCCUGUUUGGGACCUUUAUUGAGCCCUUGUCCGUAUCGACGACACGUGAACUGUUUCCUCUAUUUGGAGGGUCCAAGCUUGGCGUCAAUAAUGAGAUCUUGAUUCCACCGGCGAUGUACUGGGCUGAAAAUGAGUGGUAUUCGGGGGGAGAUGUGCACGGGGGCGAGUGGGAAUUGAAGAAAGAUGUUCUUGCCUGGCGUGGUUCUGCAACGGGAGGCCGGAAUAGACCUAAGAACUGGACUGGAUUCCAGCGCCAUCGUCUACUGGCCAUGUUGAACGCGACAUCCGUUGCUUCUGCGGAACAGAACAGCGCCCGCUUCUUGAAUUUUAUCCUUCCCAGCUACGACUACUACAACUUGACCUCUGGUCUUGAAGGCCAUCUACCCGAUUUCCUAAACGAGCAUGUCGAUUCAGGGUUCGUCCAUCUAAUCUGCUUCCCCUGCGAUGAAGAAGGCGGACCUUGUGAGUUCGACGGCGCAGAUCCACAUUGCACCUACACAGAUCCAUAUUUCGCAGUAACCCCGGGCAUGCCCAUGGGCGAGCAAUACGCGAACAAAUAUCUCCCCGAUAUCGACGGCAACUCAUUCAGCGGCCGAUAUCGUGGCUUCUUACUCUCAACCUCGCUCCCCAUCAAAUCCACCAUCUACAACGAAUGGCACGACUCCCGCCUCAUCCCCUGGGCACAUUUUGUUCCUAUGGACUCCACUUACCUGGACAUGUACGGCAUCAUGGAGUACUUUAUUGGAUAUACCAACGGGACUGGGCAUGAUGAGGUUGCCCGGAAGAUUGCGCUGGAUGGCAAGGCGUGGGCGGAGAAAGUGCUCCGGCAUGAGGACAUGCAGAUUUACACAUAUCGGCUUUUGCUGGAGUAUGCGCGGAUAAGCGAUGAUAACCGAGAUUUUCUGGGCGUGGCGGAAGAUCUCUUGUGA
Aspergillus chevalieri is the source of this 1875-nucleotide messenger RNA. RefSeq lists its product as uncharacterized. Bases 1 to 1875 code for a protein of 624 amino acids. Lineage: Eukaryota; Fungi; Ascomycota; Eurotiomycetes; Eurotiales; Aspergillaceae. The transcript has a single exon. The record is from RefSeq and is a predicted model, not a curated record.